Ornithodoros turicata is the source of this 591-nucleotide messenger RNA. RefSeq lists its product as uncharacterized. The coding region runs from base 1 to 591 and encodes 196 amino acids. The record is from RefSeq and is a predicted model, not a curated record. NCBI's taxonomy places the organism in Eukaryota, Metazoa, Arthropoda, Arachnida, Ixodida, Argasidae. The transcript has a single exon.
AUGCUCCGGGAAAAAAUUCACACAGUGGAGGAAGAGCUCAAUGGCAUGCGGUCCCAAAUCCAAAAUUUGGCAGUACAAAAUGACCAACUGGAAAACCGAAUGCGGAGAGGCAACAUCCUGUUUCACGGUUUAGAAGACGCGGCUAAUGAAACCUGGUCAGAGUCCGAAGCUAAGGUAGUCGCCUUCUGCAACGUACACCUCGGUGUGGACGUCACACCAACCCAAAUUGAGAGGGCACACAGAGUGGGUCACACUGUCGCCGGGAAGACUCGUCCAGUGAUAGUGAAGUUCUGCGACUACAAACUCAAAGAACGGCUACUAUCUCUUUCUUACAAGCUCAAAGGAACAAAUUUCGCGAUACGACAGGAUUACUCUCCGGGUAUACGCAACGAACGGAAGAGGCUGGUUGAAUUCGGUGUGGGUCACGGGGGUCAGUUUCAACUGCGUUUUAACAAGCUACACCUGGAUGGCAAUGUCUACCAGUACGAUGCAGCUAGUAAGUCUGUUAAGCGAACGGCCACGCCGCGUGACCCAGGGGAAAAUUCGUUUUCCAGCCGUGGAUAUCAAAACCAGUCUAGACCCGCUGAAUGA